Messenger RNA from Chionomys nivalis (European snow vole), 4178 nucleotides. RefSeq names its product enhancer of polycomb homolog 1 (gene Epc1). The transcript is spliced from 14 exons. The record is from RefSeq and is a predicted model, not a curated record. Gene Ontology annotation, biological process: regulation of transcription by RNA polymerase II. NCBI's taxonomy places the organism in Eukaryota, Metazoa, Chordata, Mammalia, Rodentia, Cricetidae. Bases 264 to 2699 code for a protein of 811 amino acids. Gene Ontology annotation, cellular component: piccolo histone acetyltransferase complex.
GCUGGGGUUGGCUGAAGAGCGCACAGUGGAGUUUUAAUGUCCGCCAUGUUGGCCAUGGCGUAUUGAAGAGAGCGAGCGAGCGAGGCGCGGAGCGGCACAGCCUCCCACCCUCCCGGCUGGUGUCAGGGCCCGGACGGCGGGCUUGCGCUCCGCCCCCAAGUCCCCGGCAGCGGCAGGCGAGUGGAGACCGAAACCCCGGUUCUCCAUGAUCCCGCUGGCCGGGGCCGUUUCCCCAGAGCGGAGAGGUAUCUGCUGCGCCUGAGAUGAGUAAACUGUCGUUUCGGGCGCGGGCGCUGGACGCCUCGAAGCCGCUGCCGGUCUUCCGCUGUGAGGAUCUGCCCGACCUGCACGAAUACGCCUCGAUAAACCGGGCCGUGCCGCAGAUGCCCACCGGAAUGGAGAAGGAAGAGGAGUCGGAACACCAUCUUCAACGGGCUAUCUCUGCACAGCAGGUGUACGGCGAGAAGCGGGAUAAUAUGGUUAUUCCAGUUCCUGAGGCAGAAAGUAACAUCGCUUACUAUGAGUCCAUCUACCCUGGGGAGUUCAAGAUGCCAAAGCAGCUCAUUCACAUACAGCCUUUUAGUUUGGACGCUGAGCAGCCUGACUACGACCUGGACUCUGAGGAUGAAGUGUUCGUAAAUAAACUCAAGAAGAAAAUGGACAUCUGCCCAUUGCAGUUUGAGGAGAUGAUUGACCGCCUAGAAAAGGGCAGUGGUCAGCAGCCAGUCAGUCUGCAGGAAGCCAAACUACUGCUAAAAGAAGAUGAUGAGUUAAUUAGAGAAGUUUAUGAAUACUGGAUUAAAAAGAGGAAGAACUGUCGAGGGCCAUCACUUAUCCCAUCGGUAAAACAGGAAAAGCGAGAUGGUUCUAGCACAAAUGAUCCCUAUGUGGCUUUUAGAAGACGAACUGAAAAAAUGCAAACUCGAAAAAACCGCAAAAAUGAUGAAGCCUCGUAUGAAAAAAUGCUUAAGCUGCGUCGGGAUCUCAGCCGGGCUGUGACCAUCCUGGAGAUGAUAAAGAGAAGAGAGAAGAGCAAACGGGAGCUGCUGCACCUGACACUGGAGAUCAUGGAAAAGAGGUAUAAUUUAGGUGACUACAGUGGAGAGAUCAUGUCCGAGGUCAUGGCACAGAGACAGCCGGUGAAGCCUACGUAUGCCAUCCCUAUCAUCCCUGUUGCUAACAGCAGUCAGUUCAAACACCAGGAAGUCACGGACGGGAAGGAGUUCAAAGUUCAUAAGCAAGAUAAGGCCGAUCUUACUCGGCCGAAGCGCAAAUAUGAAAAGAAGCCCAAAGUCUUACCACCGUCUGCCAGCGCUCCUCAGCAGCCAAGCCCCACUGCACUGCCAGUCUUCAGUGCUAAAGACUUAAACCAGUAUGACUUCCCCAGCUCAGACGAAGAGCCUCUGUCCCAGGUUUUGUCUGGCUCUUCGGAAGCCGAGGAAGACAAUGACCCUGACGGCCCUUUUGCUUUCCGCAGGAGAGCAGGCUGUCGGUACUAUGCUCCUCAUUUAGACCAAACUGGCAAUUGGCCCUGGACUAGCCCUAAAGAUGGAGGACUGGGGGAUGUUCGCUAUAGAUACUGCUUAACAACUCUCACCGUCCCCCAGAGGUGUCUUGGAUUUGCACGAAGACGGGUUGGGCGCGGUGGAAGGGUCCUGCUGGACAGAGCGCAUUCAGACUAUGACAGUAUGUUUCACCACCUGGAUUUGGACAUGCUUUCCUCACCACAACCUUCUCCAGUCAAUCAGUUUGCCAAUACCUCAAAAACCAAUACCUCGGACAGAUCUUCCUCUAAAGACCUCAGUCAGAUACUAGUCGAUAUCAAAUCAUGUAGAUGGCGGCACUUUAGGCCUCGGACACCAUCCCUACAUGACAGUGACACUGAUGAACUCUCCAGCAGGAAAUCACACAGGAGUAUAACUCGAGCAGGAGCAGCACAGCCUGGGACCCACACUGGCACCUCCACGCAGAGUAAAAGCAGCAGUGGCUCCACACACUGUGCAUUCACAGCCGAACAAUACCAGCAGCACCAGCAGCAACUGGCACUGAUGCAGCAGCAGCAGCUUGCACAAACUCAGCAGCAGCAAGCAAACAGCAACUCCGCCACCGCCGCACCACAGGGUUUUGUUUCUAAGACUUUGGAUUCUGCUAGUGCACAAUUUGCUGCUUCUGCUUUGAUGACGUCAGAACAGCUGAUGGGAUUCAAGAUGAAGGAUGAUGUGGUGCUUGGGAUCGGGGUGAAUGGCGUCCUUCCAGCCUCAGGAGUAUACAAGGGCUUACACCUCAGCAGCACUACACCAACAGCGCUUGUACAUCCAAGUCCGUCGACAGCAGGUUCAACUUUGUUACAGCCUUCAAAUAUCACACAGACUUCAGGUUCCCACAGUGCACUGAGUCAUCAAGUAACUGCUGCCAAUUCUGCAACAACUCAGGUUCUGUUUGGGAACAACAUUCGAUUAACUGUACCUUCAUCAGUCCCCACUGUAAACUCUAUCGCCCCAAUAAACGCACGACAUAUACCUAGGACUUUAAGUGCUGUUCCAUCAUCUGCCUUAAAGCUGGCUGCCGCGGCUAACUGUCAAGUGUCCAAGGUCCCUUCCUCAUCCUCUGUAGAUUCAGUUCCAAGGGAAAAUCACGAGUCGGAAAAGCCAGCACUGAACAACAUAGCAGACAACACAGUCGCCAUGGAGGUGACGUAGCUUCCUGGGAACAGGACUGCAGCCUGGGGACAUGAUCAGGUGCUAUGCAUCAGAGGCGUUGGAACGCAGGGGAGGAUGGAAUGCACACGCGUUUCCAUGGCAGCUGUGGGGACUCGGCAGCACUGCGCAUCUCUCAUGCUUCAACUUUUCUUUUCUUACUGUUAAUAGGAAAAAAUCAACAUCUGUAAAUUAAGAAUGCAGCAAUUAUCUGUAUAGUACUGCAUAUUUGUAAUACCCUUGUAUAUAUGUUACUUGAAUACAGAAAUGUUCAUUUGUGAUGCUUUGCACUUGGGGGCGGGGGGUGGGGAACAAAUUGCAACAAGAGUGUGAGCUGUGAGCUGUGUAGCUGGUGUCAUCACAUCAUGUGCAUGGUGCGGAACCUGCUGUCUAUUUAUUGUGCCGUGUUUACAGGUUUUGUACACUGUACCCUCAUUGGUUCCUGUGCUGUAGUAAAUGUGUUAGGUAGCUGUGGACUCCUUGGUAUUUUGUAAUGGUAUAACAUAACUUGGUUCCCUCUGGGUCCUUGAGUUUUUUGUGUAUCAUGUGAAAAAAAAAAUGGUGACAUACAUACAUAAUUUUACAAAAAAAAAAAAAGCAUCAGUUUUUUAAACGGGGAAUGUACUGUUCAAUGGGGAUCUUCCGGUCUACACCAUUAGGAUGCGCAACAAGCUAAAAAUGAAGUCUCUUGAACCCUCCCGUCCCCACCGCCUGCACACGUGGGUGGCCCCUGGUACUUAAGCACUAAUGUUAUGUUGCUGCUCUGCAAACAGCCCAGUCGUCCCAUUUCCUUCCACACCAAAAAGUGUUAAAUCAAGUACGCAAACGGAGUCCUUACAACUGGAGUUUAUGUUGUCUUGCCCUUUUUUUAGCACAAAACUAUGUACUUUUUUUAUCGUGGAAUCGUUUAAGACUUCAUUCUUUACUUGUUCUUACAGAAAGGGUAUGGGGGAAGAAUGCAGUAAUUGCUGUCCGCGUAUCGUCAUUCCAGUUUGUAAAACAGCCAGCCAGCUUUUUUCCUUUUAAGAUUCUCCAGAAGGCUGCGAGGCCAGAGCCACAAAUAUCGGGUGCCUUCCUUUGGAAAUAUUUGACCUCUCUUCUGUGAAGAGAACGGUACUCUCCAGACUACUACCAGUGCUUUGUCAGUGCCGAAGUCUGAAUGCCCAGUCCAAUGGCAUACGUUAUCCUUAAGGUUUUUAAUCCCACCUGGAAAAUUGUGAUAGAAUUCUCACAAAAUAAACCCAGGGCAUUACAUGUUGACAAACUAACGUGCAGUGGUCUUUGGCUUUUAUUUCCAACCCCAGAACUCUGUGUGACUUUCUGUUAUUUCAGUAAAGGGGCUUGCUUAGAAAAGGGGGGAGGAGGACUUAAAGUUGAUGUUUUCAGUGGUUAUUUUGACAUGACUGUUUGCCUACAUCAGUGAAAGAAAUCCCCGCCCUCGAUUUAUAAUCUCAUGGAGGUGAGAGAAACUGAGAUCUAAAA